Molecule: messenger RNA, 1328 nt
Organism: Pistacia vera
Lineage: Eukaryota; Viridiplantae; Streptophyta; Magnoliopsida; Sapindales; Anacardiaceae
Product: probable dolichyl-diphosphooligosaccharide--protein glycosyltransferase subunit 3B
Exons: 1
Coding region: 38-1090 (350 amino acids)
Cellular component (GO): oligosaccharyltransferase complex
Source: RefSeq, a predicted model, not a curated record
CCUUCAAUUUCUAAAAAGCCAAAGCCAAACCCUAAGAAUGACCAAACAUCACUCUGGAAAAAUGGCGAUCUCCCUAAAAUCGUACCACAUGAUCCUCUUCACUGCCAUCUUUACAGUGCUGAUCUCCAUAGCCACCUCCAAUUCGCAGACGGACUUAGUCUCGGAGCUGCUGAGCCUCCAGUCUCAAUCAACAUCAGGCAUUAUUCACUUAAACGACCACCUAAUCUCCCGUUUUUUGACCUCUACAAAAACACCACGCCCUUACUCUAUCCUCAUCUUUUUCGAUGCUCAACAACUCCACAGUAAGCCCGAGCUCCACCUCCAAGAUCUACGCAAUGAAUUCUCCAUCCUUGCCUCGUCAUUCAUCACCAACAACCCCUCCGAUCACGGAAAACUCUUCUUCUGCGAUCUCGAAUUCAAAGAAUCUCAAUCCUCAUUCGGAAUGUUCGGAGUCAAUUCUCUCCCUCACAUCCGCCUGGUGGGUCCCGAUGCUAAAUCUCUCAAAGAUGAUUCGAUUCAGAUGGACCAGGGAGAUUUCUCACGGAUGGCUGAAUCAAUGGCUGAUUUUGUCCAAUCAAGAACCAAACUUAUUGUGGGACACAUUCACCGUCCACCAUUGCUUUCAAAGAAACAACUUGGACUCAUCGUUUUAAUAUUUUUAAUCUGGUUACCGUUUGUGAUUAAAAAGAUCAUCGCUGGCGAGACUUUGUUGCAUGACCGCAAGAUUUGGCUAUUGGGUUCUGUGUUUGUUUACUUUUUCAGUGUGUCCGGUGCAAUGCACAAUAUAAUUCGCAAAAUGCCUAUGUUUUUGGCGGAUAGAAAUGAUCCAAACAAGCUCAUAUUCUUUUACCAGGGUUCAGGGAUGCAGUUGGGAGCAGAGGGGUUUGCCAUUGGGUCAUUGUACACAAUUGUAGGAUUGUUAUUGGCACUUGUGACUAAUGUUCUUGUUAAGGUGAAGAAUGUGACGGCGCAGAGAGUGGUUAUGACUUUUGCGUUGUUGGUUUCAUUUUGGGCGGUGAGGAAGGUUAUUUACUUGGAUAAUUGGAAGACUGGAUAUGGGGUUCAUGGGUACUGGCCUUCCAGUUGGUGAGGAAGGUUGUUAACUUGGAUUAUUGGAAGACCUUCCAGUUGGAAGUGAUAGUGAAAUCAAAAUGCGGUCAGCACUUUUUUAUGUUUAUUGUUCAAAAAUUUUCAUUAGAGAUUCUGAUUGAACUUUGAUGUUUUAUAUGUAUAACUAUUAGAUUGUUAUCACUUAACUAUGUUACUCUUUCGAAAAAUAUGGGAUGUUGAAUAAUUGCUAGAACUACACCAACACAUAAUUUUGAGAA